AUGAGUUUAAAGGUUAAACGUACAAAUUGGGUGGGGAAUAUUUACCAGAAGUUUGAAGCAGCGUGCCAUGAGGUGGAUGGUAUUGUAGGCCAGGAUGCUGUUAAAUAUCUUGAGAAUCGGGUCCACAAUGUUGGGGACAGUAUGAAAAAGUUAUAUUCUGAAGUUGUAUAUGACCUACGACCUUUUCCUGCCUUGUCCGGUCCUGCUCCUACAAAAUAUGAAGCUCAUUCAGUUGCUUUAAGAAAUAAUAUUGGCUUAUCAUUUAAGUCGGGUUGUAGUGUUGAAGACGAACAUAAAAAUAAAAACGGGGUUGAGGAAAAUCUUGUGAAUAAUUUUAUUGAAUCGUUGCAGGAUUGUAAUGCAAUUGAUCUUGCCGAUGUUCAACUAGCGGGUCAUCCUGACAAACAUGAACUUGUAAAUCAAGUUAAUAGCAAAACUCGCACGGAUUUGCUGGAUGUGGAAGAUUCUUUCAUUAGUCAAAAAGAGGUUAUUGAUGACUCUAGAGAAACUUCUGUGGUUGAAAAAGAAGACUUGCAUGCAAGCAUUGAUGAGACUGCCCUCAUGUCUGCUUCUGAGCUAGAGAGUUUGAUAUCUGUUAAAGAGAAGGAAUCCCUUGAAUUUUCAAUACAUAGUCAAUCCUAUCAUGGUUCUUUUGAUAGUGCAUCUGGAGUUUCGGUGGGAAUUAAGGAUACUGACAAAGUAAAUGUUGAACAAGACCCGUGUUUGAUUUUUGAAGAAAAUAAUAUGAGUUUAUCUAGUGCAGAAGUGUUGGAUUUCCCGUCUGUUGGUGAGACAGAAUUAAGUAAAGCCUCCUUAUUCAACGAAUUAACUGAUGUUGAUAAGGGCGAUAAUGAUGUACUAGCUGAAGUUUCACCUGCUGUAUCAUAUGCGUCAUGUAAAAGGCCUAAUACCACAGAGACAGGAACUUCAGACAUCAAAUGUUCUUUAGUUUCUGAUAGUUCAUAUUCAGAAUCUCACAAAUGCAGUUCAGGGUAUGUUGCUUUGUGUACUUCAGAUAGUUCCAUGGCACAUGUUUGCCGCGAUUCCUCCCAAACAGCUGGCCAGGUCAAGGAAUCCCAUGAUGGAAUUGUUUCCUCUUGUCGCUGUCAACCAAUAGAAUCAAAUGGUGAUUCACGUUCUAUAGAAUCAAGCUUGGAAGACAUUCAAUUGAAUAAUGAUACAAAGCUUGAAGAAAGCUGUGUAUUUGUGGCUGAUAGUGAACUCUAUGCGGUUUCAUACAGAAUCCAAAAGCUUAGAUCGUAUAAGAAAAGAAUCCAGGAUGCAUUUUCUUCGAAGAAGAGGUUAGCAAAGGAGUAUGAACAACUAGCAAUAUGGUAUGGAGAUGCUGAUAUGGAGCCAAAUCAAGAUACGCCACAAACUCGCGCCCUAUUUAGUUCCAGAACAUAUGCGAACGCAGAGAAUUUGCAAGUGCAGCAGGCUUCUGAAACUGAGUGGGAGCUACUAUAA
Molecule: messenger RNA, 1467 nt
Organism: Vicia faba (fava bean)
Lineage: Eukaryota; Viridiplantae; Streptophyta; Magnoliopsida; Fabales; Fabaceae
Source: the annotation of a GenBank genome assembly